AAGGCUGUAGCUUGUUAAUGUGCAUGUUUAAGCGAAGGCAGCAGCAUCUGCUUUGCUCCACUCAGCAGUCAGAAUGAUGGAGCGAGAGAUUUUGCUGUUUGGACUUGUGGCUCUGGCCACAUCAUAUGCUAUACCAGUUCACCAAAGCUUGCACGAGGUAUAUGAGAACGGCGAGGAUGAGAACCCCAUCUUAAAUCUGGGUUCAGAUGCCAACCUGUUUGAAGGGGACAUUUUACUUCCAGAAGGAAGGAAUGCUCUGGUUGACAAAAGCUACAGAUGGAAAUUUCCAAUCCCUUACAUUCUGGGUGAUGAUUUGGAUCUGAAUGCCAAGGGCUGCGUCCACCAGGCUUUUGAAAUGUAUCGCCUCAAGUCUUGCAUCGACUUCAAGCCUUAUGAGGGAGAGAAGACCUAUAUCAAGUUUGAGAAGAGAGGGGGGUGUUUCUCCAGCGUUGGUGACCAACAGAAUGGUCAGAUUCUGUCCCUGGGGUCAGGCUGUGACCACAAGGCAGUGAUAGAGCACGAGCUCCUGCACGCUGUGGGAUUUUACCAUGAGCAGUCUCGCACAGACAGGGACGACUAUGUUGACAUCUGGCUCGAUCAGGUGACUCCGGGACUUCAACACAACUUCAACAAAUACAACGACGACUUUAUCACCGAUCAAAACACGGCGUACGACUAUGAGUCCAUCAUGCAUUACAGGCCCUUCUCCUUUAAUAAGAACGAAUCCAUUCCCACCAUCACCACCAAAAUCCCAGAGUUCAACAACAUCAUUGGCCAGUACCUGGACUUCAGCAAGAUGGACACCCUGAGGCUCAACCGCAUGUACAACUGCUCCGGGCCCCUCACGCUGCUGGACCAGUGUGCCUUUGAGUAUGCCAGCAUUUGUGGGAUGAUCCAGGCUUCCCAUGAUGAUGCAGACUGGUCUCAUGUGAAGAGCACAGUCGGUGACGAGGAUCACACACUCCUGGGGAAAUGCAGAGACAGUGGCUACUUUAUGUACUUCAAUACAAAGACGGGGAGGCCACAGGAGUCUGCUCUGCUGGAAUCCCGCAUCCUCUACCCCAAGAGAAAGCUCCAGUGUCUGCAGUUCUUCUACAAGAUGACUGGAAACCCCAAGGACAAGCUGGUGAUCUGGGUCAAGAUGGAUGACGGCACAGGCACAGUCCGUAAAAUGAAGAAAAUACACACCUUCCAAGCGGAUUCUGACCACACAUGGAAGAUCGCCCACGUCCCAAUGGAGAUAGGUGUCAAAUUCCGCUAUGCUUUCCAGGCCAUGCGCGCUGACCCCUCGGCGUCCACCGGUGGCAUCUACCUCGACGACAUCAGCCUGACGGAGACGCGCUGCCCCAACGCUGUGUGGAGAAUCCAGAACUUCUCCAGUUUCAUGGCUAAUAACACAGAGCUUCACAGUCCUCGCUUCUACAGCCCUGAAGGCUACGGUUACGGUAUCAGCGUCAUUCCUCAGUCGUCCUACUCUGAUUACACGGGGAACUACGCUGGGCUGUACUUCCACCUGGCCAGCGGCGAGAAUGACGUGGUGAUGCAGUGGCCAGCUGUUAACAGACAGGCCACGUUGGUGGUGAUGGACCAAGACCCUGACAUUAAGCUGAGGAUGUCCACCGCUCGCAGCCUCACAACCGACAUGAGAAAGACACAGGAUGGACAUUUAAUGUGGGACAAUCCCUCUAAGGUGGGGAAGUUUGACCCAUCCUGUGAUUGCUACAGAGGUCCAUCAUGGGGCUGGAGGAACUUUGUCAAGCACUUUGACCUCCGGCGACGUAAUUACCUCAAGAAUGAUGACCUCAUCAUCUUCAUCGACUUUGAGGACAUAUCGUCACUGAUUAAAACAGAAGUGCCCAUUAAACCAAAGGAGUGAGGUCAUGGAGGAUUUUAGGAAUUGGAGAUUCAACAUUUGGAGCUGGGAUGACAAGAAAAAAAGAAAGAAAAAUGGCAGAUCCCUGCUGUGAAACAAAAUCAGAAUAAUACACGUCAUAUAUGAAAUGUAAAAGUUGUAUCUGGAAUCUGUACCUGUGAUAACGCUUGUCUCCUUGAACUGCUGUAAUAAAGAAAGCUACAAAAGCAAA
Molecule: messenger RNA, 2084 nt
Organism: Solea senegalensis (Senegalese sole)
Lineage: Eukaryota; Metazoa; Chordata; Actinopteri; Pleuronectiformes; Soleidae
Gene: mep1a.1
Product: meprin A, alpha (PABA peptide hydrolase), tandem duplicate 1
Exons: 14
Coding region: 74-1876 (600 amino acids)
Biological process (GO): proteolysis
Cellular component (GO): membrane
Molecular function (GO): zinc ion binding; metalloendopeptidase activity; protein binding
Source: RefSeq, a predicted model, not a curated record